CGGGCCUGGGGCGGCGCGAGCGCGGAGCUUGCGGCUGGACAGCAAGAUGCCUGGUGAACAGCAGGCAGAAGAAGAGGAGGAGGAAGAGAUGCAGGAAGAGAUGGUGCUCCUGGUGAAGGGUGAGGAGGAUGAGGGUGAGGAGAAGUAUGAGGUGGUGAAACUCAAGAUUCCCAUGGACAACAAGGAGGUCCCGAGCGAGGCGCCUGUGCCACCUGCCGACCCGACACGCCCACACGCGUGCCCGGACUGCGGCCGCGCCUUCGCGCGCCGCUCCACGCUGGCCAAGCACGCGCGUACGCACACGGGCGAGCGGCCCUUCGCGUGCACCGAGUGCGGCCGUCGCUUCUCGCAGAAGUCGGCGUUGACUAAACACAGCCGCACACACACAGGCGAACGACCCUACGAGUGCCCCGAGUGCGACAAGCGCUUCUCGGCGGCCUCGAACCUGCGGCAGCACCGGCGGCGGCACACUGGCGAGAAGCCAUACGCAUGCGCGCACUGCGGUCGCCGCUUCGCGCAGAGCUCCAACUACGCACAGCACUUGCGCGUGCACACGGGCGAGAAGCCGUACGCGUGCCCGGACUGCGGGCGCGCCUUCGGCGGUAGUUCGUGCUUGGCGCGCCACCGACGCACGCACACGGGCGAGCGGCCGUACGCAUGCGCCGACUGCGGCACGCGCUUCGCCCAGAGCUCGGCGCUGGCCAAGCACAAGCGGGUACACACGGGCGAGAAGCCGCAUCGCUGCGCCGUGUGUGGCCGCGGUUUCGGCCACCGCUCCAACCUGGCGGAGCAUGCGCGCACGCACACGGGCGAGCGGCCCUACCCGUGCUCUGAGUGCGGCCGCCGCUUCCGCCUCAGCUCGCACUUCAUCCGGCACCGGCGCGCGCACAUGCGGCGCCGCCUGUUUAUCUGCGCCGGGUGCGGCCGGGACUUCAAACUACCCGCAGGCGCCACAGCUGCUACUGCCACAGAGCGCUGCCCGGAGUGCGAGGGCAGCUGAGCCGCCGUUCUUGUCGCCUCCGCUGGGGGCCCAACUUGGCAGCUGCGUUAUCUUGGACAAUCCUCUUCCCUAGCGUCGAGGCCUGGGAAAGCGUGGGACGGCAGUCUGGCUGCCCGCUACCAUAGGGAGAAUCCCUCGACGGGGGCCUUGAAAACUGCCAACCUCCCCUCACUACAUCCCCUCGUCCGUGUUGGUGAAUAAAGUAUUCUAUCCU
This is a messenger RNA of Elephantulus edwardii (Cape elephant shrew), 1214 nucleotides long. It is a transcript of the gene ZNF771, whose product is annotated as zinc finger protein 771. Gene Ontology annotation, molecular function: RNA polymerase II cis-regulatory region sequence-specific DNA binding; DNA-binding transcription factor activity, RNA polymerase II-specific. The record is from RefSeq and is a predicted model, not a curated record. NCBI's taxonomy places the organism in Eukaryota, Metazoa, Chordata, Mammalia, Macroscelidea, Macroscelididae. The transcript is spliced from 3 exons. Gene Ontology annotation, biological process: regulation of DNA-templated transcription. The coding region runs from base 47 to 1000 and encodes 317 amino acids.